Molecule: messenger RNA, 1776 nt
Organism: Aedes albopictus (Asian tiger mosquito)
Lineage: Eukaryota; Metazoa; Arthropoda; Insecta; Diptera; Culicidae
Product: tektin-B1
Exons: 3
Coding region: 88-1377 (429 amino acids)
Biological process (GO): cilium assembly; cilium movement involved in cell motility
Cellular component (GO): microtubule cytoskeleton; nucleus
Source: RefSeq, a predicted model, not a curated record
AACCAAACAAAUUCCGUUCUUCCGACGAGGUUGUCUUCCGGCAAGUGAACGUUUGUUCAGUUUUAAUCCAUCUGCUUUGAACCGAACAUGUCGAACCGAGCCGUGGCCACGUUUGAAAAACCUCUGCAACAUUUGAGUCUUCCGGAUUGGCAUUCCCGGUUGAAUCAGCUGAAAAAUGCCGCCUACGGGAAGCGCUCGGAUGCGUUCGAGCUGCGACAUUUGGCGCGAAAUUUGAGAAAUGAGACCAGGAUACAGACCUACUGGGAUACGUACCACAAUAAUGAUAAACUGUCGGACCGGGUGGCGGAAUUGGAUCGAUGGCGGGAGACGAUGCGGAUUUUGCUGAAACGGGUGGAUGUUGAGAUUGGCUCGUUGAAAGAGGAGAAGGCCUGCACGGAGCGGGAUCUGGAUGCGUUGCUGAUGCCGUUGACGGUUGUGACGGAUAGCAUUAGUAUGCGGGAUUGUCGAUUGGGAUCGGAGUUGACUUAUGACGAAGGUGAUACUGAGUUGAAGAAUGAGCUGUGCAUUGUAGAGAAUAACCAGCGUCUACUGAGGGAUCAGAACCAGGGUGCUUGGGAGCAGUUGAAUCGGCUCCAGGAAGUGAAGUUCAAGCUGGAACUGGAUUUGACCGAUAAAGAUGAAGCGCAGGGAAUCGAUCAGCACCAGCUGGAGGUUGACAAGCAUUGCGCAAACGUGACAUUCAAGACAGACUCAACAAGAGUUCCUAAGAACUCUUGUACUUACAACAAUUGGUUGGAGUACUGUGAAGAAUUAGUUUCGCUGACUGAGAAAACACUCUCCGAUUCGGCUGCCGUCAGGGAGUCUUUGUUCGCUACACGUGAAAAGGCGAGGAAUAUUUUGAAAAGCCAACAGGAUCGUACCACGCACACUUUACGUAAACGGAUUUUUGAAACUCAACGUGCAAGAAAUGAGCUGGAGUAUCAACAAGGGAAGAUGAAGGAAGAAAUGGACAAGUGUUCAUCGGAAAUCGAAACUUUGGAAAGAGCCUAUGCCGAUAAAAUUGAAGCAUUGAAAGUGGUUGAGACCCGCCUGGAAAAUCGUGCCCAACGUUCCGGAAUGGAGCUCUGCAUCGACGAGUCUUAUCAUGGACUUUCCGACGAGGUUCAAAAACUUCGCGAUACUAUCAAAGUCCUUCGCGAAAAGAUCAACGCCGCCAAGACGAUGUACAACAGCCUGCACGAGCUGGCCAAAAAGAUCGAUCAAGAUUUGGAAAACAAGCAACAUGCUCUCAUGACCGAUAUCCGGUCCCUGGAUCUUCGUGCUCGGCUCAACACCGGGGAAUUCGGCGGAAAACCCACACAAACCGAUCGUAACAUUCAUCUGUCCCGGCUGGAGGACGAAAUUCCCAAAUCGUAAAUCAACUGAGCACCUGAUCGGAUCGGAUCGAUUAUCGUUGGCUCGGGUCAUUGUAUCAAAUCGCGUGCUCCAAUUUCACCACUUUGUUUGCACUCUCUGCUUUUUCUCACCUUUCCGUGAUUGCAUGUCCAAAUAAGAAACAGGUUCAUAUGUGCUGAUUUUUUUUUGCUGGCAUGCAAAGCGCCACAAACUGACACUUGCACUCAUUCAGCUGGUUGGUGGUUUUGUAGGAUUUUUUCGAUAGUGGAGCUAAUAUGUCAGUAGGUAUACCGACAAUGCGCGAAAAACCGCUGGCUUUUAUUGAUUUCAGCAGCACAACAUAAAUUACCAAUCACUUCGGUGCACUUCAGAAGGAAAUCUGUUCAACGUGUGAUUUGAAAUAAAUUGCUAGUUUUGCUU